Messenger RNA from Saitoella complicata NRRL Y-17804, 1462 nucleotides. Its product is annotated as formamidase. Lineage: Eukaryota; Fungi; Ascomycota; Saitoellomycetes; Saitoellales; Saitoellaceae. The coding region runs from base 194 to 1462 and encodes 422 amino acids. The record is from RefSeq and is a predicted model, not a curated record. Gene Ontology annotation, molecular function: hydrolase activity, acting on carbon-nitrogen (but not peptide) bonds, in linear amides. The transcript has 2 exons.
CGGCAACUGUCCAUCGCUAUCUCUAUUUAUCCGGCGGAAGGGAACCCCAUCUCUUGACAUGGGACCAGAUGAGAUAGGAGAACCCUGUAAGCAACCAAGCCACGGCAUCCUCUACAAAUACCACUUGUCUGGGCCUUCUUGAUCUGAUCAUCAAGCUUGAUCCGCACCUUCUUUCCAACUAAAACAUUUCGUCAUGACCAUCAGAACAGCCAUCAAGGUUGACAUCAACAAGCCUGCAUUCGAGCAGCCCCACAUCCACAACAGAUGGCAUCCUGAGAUUCCUUUCGCCGCCAAGGUAGCCCCGGGUGAAGUUGUCAACGUAGAGUGUGUCGACUGGACCGGUGGUCAGAUCGGCAACAAUGACUCUGCCGACGAUAUCCGUGAUGUCGACCUUAACCGCGUUCAUUACCUCUCCGGCCCCCUUGAGAUUGAAGGUGCUAAGCCUGGAGAUGCACUUCUCGUUGAGAUCCUUGAGAUCCAGCCUUUCAAGGAACAGAACUGGGGAUUCACCGGCGUUUUCCACUCUAAGAAUGGUGGUGGGUUCUUGGCUGACAAGAUGCCAAAGGCCGCGAAGGCUAUCUGGGAUUUCGAGGGAAUUUACGCCAAGUCACGACACAUUCCUGGAGUUAGGUUUCCCGGUAUCAUCCAUCCAGGAUUGAUGGGCUGUGCUCCUUCCAAGGAGUUGCUCGCCAAGUGGACGGAGCGUGAGUCAGGACUGUGCCACUCGCACGGAUCAAUGGAUGUUGCGAAGUUGCCUACCGCCGACGGAGCUCACCCUGGUGCUCCCGCUCUUGAGGGCGAUGAUGAGUUGGCGAAGAGGAUUAGGGAGGAGGGUGCUAGAACUGUUCCUCCUCGUGAGCACGGAGGAAACGUUGAUAUCAAGAACCUCAGUCGUGGUUCCCGAACUUGGAUGCCCGUGUAUCUCGACGGAGCCAAGUUCUCCAUCGGUGACCUUCACUUCAGCCAGGGUGAUGGUGAGAUCUCUUUCUGUGGUGCUAUCGAGAUGUCUGGUAUUAUCACCUUGAAGUUUGGAAUCAUUCCUGGAGGUGUUGAGGCAUUGAGUUUACGUCAGCCCAUGUACCUUCCUGGACCCGUGCAGCCUCAGUUCAGCCCUGGUCGCAUGUUGACCUUCCAGGGUAUCUCCGUCGAUGCUGACACCGGCGAGCAGAAGUUCCUCGAUGUCCACCUUGCGUACAAGCAGACCUGUCUCAAUGCUGUGAAGUAUCUUCAGCGUUACGGAUACUCUGACUACCAGAUCUACCUUCUUUUGUCCGCAGCGCCUGUUGAGGGUCACAUCGCAGCUAUUGUGGACAUCCCCAACGCGUGUACUACCCUUGGAUUGCCUUUGGAUAUGUUUGAGUUUGAUGUAGCUCCAGUCGGUGCCAACAUGAACGACUCUUUGAGCGGAGAGGUCAAGGUGACGAAGAUGAUUACUCAGGAUUGUCCGAUCUCGGACUUCUAA